UCUCUCAUCAUGGGUCAGUUGACACUGUGUUAUGUUCUGCUCCUGCCACUGUGUUUGGGUUUUGACUCUGAAGUGACUCUUGUGAAAACCAUCGGGAGAGAACCAGAUGUUACUCCGAUAUGCACCAAUACAACACUGAGUCCCAUCACACUUCUAGUGUGUAAGAUCAGAACAGAGAUGAGCGGGGGAGAAGAGUGUCGUCUGCUGUAUCGAUAUGGACAGGACUUUGAGAACCAAUGUGACUCCAGAUUCACUCUUAUGAUGGUGAAUCAGACUCUAUUUCUCCACCUGACCAGUUUAACACCAGUGGAUAGUGGGAACCACACCUGUGAGUGUACACAUCCUGAGGGAACAUACAUCCUUCAUCUGAAUAUCACUGUGGAAGAGACUGGGAAGCAACUGCAGAAAACCAUCGGUAGAGAACCAGAUGUUACUCCGAUAUGUUCCAAUACAACACUGAGUCCCAUCGUCUUUAUAGUGUGUAAGAUCAGAACAGAGACGAGCGGCGGAGGAGAGUGUCGUCUGCUGUAUCGAGAUGGAGAGGACUUUAAGAACGAAUGUGACUCCAGAUUCACUCUUAUGAUGGUGAAUCAGACUGUAUUUCUCCACCUGUCUGGUUUGACACCAGUGGAUAGUGGGAACCACACCUGUCAGUGUUCACAUCCUGGUGGAACAGAUUUUCUCCAUCUUAACAUCACUGUGGAAGCAGAUGAAGAUGCAAGCAGUUCUACGGACAUGCCUUUCCUCAAUGCUGUAAUUAUUGGUGUAAUUAUAUUCAUCACGAUAACUGGAGUUAUCCUCGGCUGUAUCCACGGAAGAAAUCACCACAGAAGACGAUCAGAAGCGCUGACAAGUCAUGCAAACACGGAGCCAGAAGACAUUGAGCCGUACAGCACCUACAUACAGAAAGAGAACAAGCUUUACUCAACUGUCCUAUAUAAUUGAAUGUGUUUACCUGAUACAAAGGUAAAGAUGCUUUUGAAGAGUUUUAAUUCUACAAUAUGUACUCCGAUGUGAUUUAUGUAUCCGACUGAAUUGCAAGUAAAGCAGGGUCUGCUGUCCAGGGCACUUUUUUGCAUUUCAUUCUAAAACUGAUCAAGCUCACCUGUUUUCUAUUAAUCUUAUUGUAAAUUUAAUGUUUUAAAAGGAGCACAUUGGGUGCAUUAUACUAUUUAAUUUUAUUACUGUAAAGUAUCCAAUAAAUUUGUUUUUUAAAUAAUGUUGCAACUUGUUUUGGUAUUCUGUUAGUCAAAUACCUGCAAAGCCAUAACAAUUAAAUAUUUCAAUAUAAGUUUUAUUUAAGGGAGUAAUAUGUAAUACUGACAGGUAGAGUUUAAAAUGGUGCACUGUAGUCCAUAUUUAGAAUAAUGGAGACCGUUGCUCCCCCCGGCCCCUUGUACCCCAGGCUCGACGAACACUAA
Messenger RNA from Perca fluviatilis (European perch), 1421 nucleotides. Its product is annotated as cell surface glycoprotein CD200 receptor 1-A-like. The coding region runs from base 10 to 945 and encodes 311 amino acids. The record is from RefSeq and is a predicted model, not a curated record. Lineage: Eukaryota; Metazoa; Chordata; Actinopteri; Perciformes; Percidae. The transcript has 6 exons.